AGCAACAGCUGACUGUGACACUUGUGUUCCCAAGAAGAAGAGCAAUUUGUUGAAAAAAUCGCAAUUCGCCAAUUACAAAAUUAGAUUCGUGCAAUCGCAGGCAUCUGGUGCCCCCGUUUUGUGGGCCAACCCAGUGGCGUGACCGUGAGCAGUGGUGCAUGCGAAGAUCCGAGGGAACAGCGCCCCCGCAAUCCACUGCAACCUGAUAUGAGAUCAGCCAGGCGGAGCGUCCAGUUGAUUCCAGCCAAGUAGCCAGCAUGUUUCGGAGUCGCAGUUGGUUUGGCGGACCCUGGGGCGGCCGCCCCAAGAACCGUCUUUCGCUGGAGCACCUUAAGUACCUGUAUAGCAUUCUGGAGAAGAACACCACCGUGUCGGAAAGCAACCGCGGUCUGCUGGUGGAGUCGCUGCGCUGCAUCGCAGAGAUCCUGAUUUGGGGUGACCAGCAUGACUCCCUGGUGUUUGACUUCUUUCUGGAGAAGAACAUGCUCUCCUAUUUCCUGCACAUCAUGCGGCAGAAGAGUGGCGGCUCCAGCUUCGUGUGCGUCCAGCUGCUGCAAACACUCAACAUUCUGUUCGAGAACAUACGCAAUGAGACGUCUCUGUAUUAUCUUCUGAGCAAUAACCAUGUUAAUUCCAUAAUGGUGCACAAGUUCGACUUCUCCGACGAGGAUGUGAUGGGCUAUUACAUACUUUUCCUGAAGACACUCAGUCUAAAGCUGAACACACACACGAUCCACUUUUUCUACAAUGAACACACAAAUGAUUUUCCCUUGUACACGGAGGCCAUCAAGUUCUUCAAUCAUCCCGAGUCUAUGGUGAGAAUAGCUGUGCGCACCAUUUCCUUAAAUGUCUACAAGGUUCAAAACUCCAGCAUGCUGCGUUUUAUCCGAGACAAAACGGCCGCUCCUUACUUUAGUAAUCUGGUCUGGUUCAUUGGCAAACACAUUCUGGAACUAGAUACUUGUGUGCGCACAGAUAUAGACCAUCAGUCAAAUCAGAAGCUGUCCAAUUUAGUGGCUGAGCACCUAGAUCACUUGCACUAUUUAAGCGAUAUUCUUCUGCUCGACAUCAAGGAUCUGAACGCAGUGCUGACCGAGCACCUGCUGCAUAAGCUCUUUGUGCCCCUGUAUAUAUUCUCACUGACGCCAGCCCCACCACCGCCCUCGCUGGCGGUGGUCACCCAGAAUCUGGCUGCCGUGCUCAAUCGCAACGUGGACAUCGACAUCCAGGAGAUGCACAACCCGCGAGUGAGUUCAAUCGUGGCCCUUUUCCUGCUCUCAUUGGUCUUUCUGGUGGUAUCGCAUGCCCCUCUGGUGCAUGCCCUGGCAUGGGUCAUUCUCAACGGCGACCACAGCGUCUUCAAGGAGGGCGCGGCCGAGAUUCUCAAUUCGUACGUAGAGCACCGCGAGGUUGUUGUGCCAGGAUUCGGAGAGCCCAACGAGAGUCUCGAACAGGCCCUCGACACGGUCACCGGCCAGUCCAGCGCCUCCAGCUAUGCCCUCAGCGAGGACAGCGGUGUGGAGUCUUCUUCUCCUGCCGCCACUGAACUGGACUCUCAGGCAGAUGCUGUGGAAGCGGAGCAGACGAAGCUGCGUAACAUAACUGACGAGGAGAAGCAACUGCUGCAGAAGUCAUCUUCCUCGGCGAAGUCAGACUUCGGGGAAAUGGCCAAACCGUUUUUGGACACUGUCCUGCAUGCUUUGGACUGCACCGAAAACGAUUACCUGGCCCUGUUGUCGCUGUGUCUCAUUUAUGCCAUGUCGCACAAUCGUGAUGGCAUCAAGAACGAGUGGUUCGAACAGGUAUUGGCCAAGUCAACGCGCGGCGCCUUCAGCUACAAGACGGCCCUAAUUGAGCAUCUGUUGAAUAUUAUCACACAGUCCAGUCAGCCAUCAUCUCGCAUUCGCUUAAUAACCGUUGAGAUUGCCCUGGAGUUGCUGGUUACCUUCACCCGUCCCAGUUCGGAUGAGACGCGCUGCAUUACCUCCGCCCAACAGGAUCUACUCUUUAGCGCCCGCAACCAAUCAAUGGCGGUACUGCGCAACUUUUACAAGUCGGAGGAUAUCUUCCUUGACCUCUUCGAAGACGAGUACAACGAGAUGCGAAAGGCGCAUUUGAACGUGGAGUUUCUGUGUAUGGACUCCACCAUCUUACUGCCUCCCACGGGUACGCCCCUCACGGGAAUUAACUUCACACGACGCUUGCCCUGCGGGGAGGUGGAAAAGGCCCGACGCGCCAUCCGCGUCUAUUUCCUGCUGCGUCGCACGUGCCAAAAGUUUCUGAAUGAGAAGGAAUCACUGCUGCCGCUGACGAAUGUCGUCAAUCUGGUGCAGGUGGAGAACGUGCUAGAUCUGAACAAUAGUGACCUGAUUGCCUGCACCGUGGUGGCCAAGGACAGCAGCAAACAAAGACGUUUUCUGGUAAUUGACGCUCUCCAGUUGAUCCUCGUGGAGCCGGAUGCCAAACUGCUCGGCUGGGGCGUGGCAAAGUUCGUGGGUUUUUUGCAAGACGUCGAGGUGCAGGGGGACAAGGACGAUUCACGCUGCCUGCAUAUCACUGUGCAUCGCGGCGGAGUCACGCACAACCGCACCCCGUUGCUCUCGGCCAAGUUCCUGUUCGACGAUCACAUCCGCUGCAUGGCGGCCAAGCAGCGACUAACCAAGGGACGCAGCAAGGCGCGCCAGAAGAAGAUGUACCAGAUAGCGCAGCUCAUCGAGAUCCCUGGCCAAAUGGACUCGCCCGUGUUCGCGGUGGGCGGCACCAUGGCGACGUCCAGUGGCGGAGGCAGCGGCAACAGCAGCGGCAGCAGCUCGCGUAGCAGCCACCAUCGUCCCAUGUUCACGGCCAAUCGUGUACCUGGAUUUGCGGCCGUGCUGCGGGGAAACAACAGUGCCGGAGUCAGUCGCACCCAGAUGGCCCAGAACCGCUCCAUCGAGGGCAUUAGGAAUGAAAGCGCAGGCCGCUCCCGACGCCGCAGUCCCAGCUCAACUUCUGGCUCGAAUCUGAGGGCAGAUCACUCGGAUCGGGAGCGAUCGCCCAGUGUCAGUGUGGGCAGCAUCAGCUCCUCGCAGUCGCGGGAGAACUCCCAGCCCAGAAGCUCCGGUAACCGAUCGCGGGAAAGCAGUCCAAGGAUGCCCAGGCCGCGCUCGGAGGAGAUUCCCCUGGAGGAUUUCCAGCACUCGCGCAACAACAGCCCGCAUUCGCGGGGCAACCCCUCGCCCGCCUCCCGCUCGCACACGCCUAUCCGGGUGCUCCACUACGAUCAGCUAUCCGGCCACAGCGGAUCCCCCCGAGAAGCGUCCCUGGUGGGCACCAACGCCCUGCUGAGCCAGCUGAACGGCCUGGCCCGCGAAGUGGUCCCAGUGCAGAGCUCCGAGGAGACGUCCUUUAUCGGGAACGACGGAAAUGACUCCACUGGCGGCACGGAAGGCAGACGACGGGGAGCUAUUGAGACGGUCUAAUUUAGAUAAGUAAUUCUAGUAUUACACGAGAGGAGCCUUAAGCUUAGAUUGUUGCUGACAUUUUGUUAUUCCAAUUGACUAAUACGGUGGUACAUGCUCUAAUGGCUUUUCGUUUUAAAUAAAAGAUAAUUUGACGAA
This is a messenger RNA of Drosophila elegans, 3599 nucleotides long. RefSeq names its product protein CLEC16A homolog (gene ema). Gene Ontology annotation, biological process: endosomal transport; endosome to lysosome transport; regulation of autophagosome maturation. The coding region runs from base 258 to 3461 and encodes 1067 amino acids. Gene Ontology annotation, cellular component: late endosome; endolysosome membrane. NCBI's taxonomy places the organism in Eukaryota, Metazoa, Arthropoda, Insecta, Diptera, Drosophilidae. The transcript has 12 exons. The record is from RefSeq and is a predicted model, not a curated record.